This is a messenger RNA of Nanorana parkeri, 5428 nucleotides long. It is a transcript of the gene LTBP4, whose product is annotated as latent transforming growth factor beta binding protein 4. The record is from RefSeq and is a predicted model, not a curated record. Lineage: Eukaryota; Metazoa; Chordata; Amphibia; Anura; Dicroglossidae. Gene Ontology annotation, molecular function: calcium ion binding.
AACUUUCUUUGCUGUAGUACAGUGAGAGUAUCCUUUAGUCCAGCUUUGUGCUCUCCUGUGUGAGGGGAUUCUAACAACACCAGACCCCUUAGGAGUAGCAAACCAGUUCUCCCCAAAUCUCCCCCUUCCUUCCCUCCUUUCUAGUUCUACGUGAGGAGCAGGAGGAGUUUGAAAAGUAGACAAUCCGCAAAACUUACACAGCACCAAAGAAGAAAACUAAACCCACUCCCUGAGGCCCCCAAGAGCUAGCAAUCCAUUGGGGCCUCUGGGGGUGAGACCUCAAAAUGGAUAGAAGGCUGAUUUUUCUUUCUGUUUCUCUCUGCUGCUUGGGGUGGAUGCCAGCCUCCGGACAGGUGGAGAAGGUCAGAGUCAUGUUCACACCCAUGAUCUGCCGUGUUCACUGCGUGGGGGGCCGAUGCAGGAACCAUUGUGAAAAAGGGAACAUGACCACAGUCUACAGCGACGAGGUCGCAAGAAACAACGGGGAGAAUGGAUUUCGAGCCUUUCUCUGCCCAAUGCUGUGCCAGAAUGGUGGUGUAUGUAUGAAAAAGGACCAGUGUUUGUGCCCACCAAGCUUCACAGGAAAGUUUUGCCAGAUUCCUGUAUCCCCUGGGAAUGGGAUAGCUGCUUACACCAUAAAGAACAGCAGCGUGGAGCAGAAUUCACAAAAGAAAUCUGUGCACACUUUACCUCUGUCCAACCACAAGCCAGAAAAAGACGGCAUUGCUUCUAUGGUAAAGGUCCAUGUUGAACACCCUCCAGAGGCUUCCGUAAACAUCCAUCAGGUGGAGAGAGUAGAUGGCCGUGCUCAUUCACCAAAUCAGGGCAUCAGAAUCCCUAUGUAUAGUGUACAGGCUCAGAGUAGCCCCAGGAUCAAUGGCUACACAGAAACAUCUGGCUACGGGUACUGCUUCAAACGACUAGAGAAUGGACAGUGUGCUUUGCCUAACUCUGGCCUGAGGACUCAGGAAGCCUGUUGUCGAAAAGAUGGAAUAGCUUGGGGCGUUCAUGACUGUAAACCCUGCCCCGGGUACCAAGGUGGUGUGGUUGGCAUUUCCCAUGAAACCUCCUGUCCCAGCGGCUUUGAGAAAAAUAAUGGAACAUGUGUAGAUAUUGAUGAGUGUAAAGAUCCAGCCGUGUGUCAGAAUGGAGACUGCACCAACAUUAGAGGGAAUUUUGUAUGUAUGUGCAAAGAAGGGUAUCUUCUGGAUUCCGCAAGAAGCAGCUGUAUAUCCCAUCAUGUGAUCUCAGAAGCUAAAGGCCCCUGCUUUCGGAUUUUGCGGGAUGGCGGUUGCUCUCUCCCUAUCCUCCGCAACAUCACCAAACAGAUCUGUUGCUGCAGUCGCGUGGGCAAAGCUUGGGGCAAAGCAUGUGAAAGCUGUCCUUCUUUUGGUACAGAUGGCUUUAAGGAGACCUGCCCUGCUGGGCCUGGUUACCAUUAUUCUGCAUCAGACCUGAAAAUUAACCACCGUUAUGUGGGGACAGAUCCGGCCAGGGUACCAGUACAGCUCCAACCUGGAUCCAGGACUUCGGUUGUGGCCACUGCCGCACCACCCCAGAGGCCUGUCACAAGUCGUUUCAUUGUUGAUGAGAGGAGACCCGACCGAGAACAGGCUAGAGGUCAAGCUCCGGACCAAAGGACAUCUGACACAAGACAGACUUCUAGCUUGGACAGGACACAAAUACAGAUAAACAGACCUUCAUUUACAAUUGAAAGACCUGUUGCUACCUUUACCCCAGAACAUGUGGAUACUGAGGUUGAGUCACCUCCUCGGGAGUCAAACUUAUGUGAGCUGAACCCACAGAUCUGCGGUCCUGGGCGCUGUGAGCCUCGUCCUGCCAGCUACACCUGUGUAUGCAACAACGGUUAUUGGUUGAAUACGCAGGGCACCCACUGUAUCGACAUGGAUGAAUGUCGGCAAAGGCCGAGCCCUUGCACCAGUGGACGAUGUGAGAACACAGUGGGCAGUUACCGAUGUGCAUGUUCUGCAGGAUUCAGCACCAAUCCACAAGGCACAGAGUGUACAGACAUUGAUGAGUGUAACAGUGGACAACAACUCUGCACCAAUGGUAGGUGUGAGAACACUCCUGGCAGUUACCGGUGUGUCUGCCCAGCAGGUUUCAGCCUUAACGCACAGGGCAAGGCGUGUGUAGACAUUGAUGAGUGCCGCCUGACUCCCAGACGCCUGUGCCUGAAUGGCCAAUGUGAGAACACACCUGGAAGUUACCAUUGUGUCUGUCGGGCAGGGUAUUCCGCCAAUGCACAAGGCACAGACUGCCAAGACAUCGAUGAGUGUCGGCAAACACCGCGCCCUUGCGGAUCAGGAAGAUGUCUCAAUACUCCUGGCAGUUUCCGCUGCUCUUGUCCUGUUGGAUACAGGCUGAACCCACAAAGCAAUGACUGCAUUGACAUAAAUGAGUGUGAGAAUCCUGGAGCCUGUGCAGGUCAAGAAUGUGUCAAUACUCCAGGAUCAUUUCAGUGUCGCCAGUGUCGUCCUGGGUACAGACUUCAGAACCGGCGCUGUGUGGAUAUCAAUGAGUGUCAGACAGCCUCCACUUGUGGGCCAAAUGGCAAAUGUAUCAACACGGAUGGCUCUUUCCAAUGCGAGUGUGUGCCAGGCUUCCGUCUGAACAGCGAUGGAACUCGGUGUACAGACAUUAAUGAAUGUCUGGAAGGGGAAUACUGCUUUCCACGUGGUGAAUGCCAGAACACAGAGGGCUCUUACAGAUGUGUGUGUGCAGAGGGCUAUGUCACCAGUCCAGAUGGAUCAUCAUGCGUUGACAAAGAUGAAUGUCAGCAGGGAACAUUCUGCCAAGGAGGCCGUUGCACCAAUACCGUUGGGUCUUUCCAGUGUUCUUGCCCUACAGGACUUCGAGCCACUGCUGACAAAUCCAGCUGUGCAGAUAUUGAUGAAUGCCGGGAGAGAGGACCAUCUAUCUGUGGAACUCAAACCUGUGAAAACACAUUGGGAUCCUAUAAAUGUAUAGCAGCUUGUGAUGCUGGGUACAAGUUGACUGCAUCUGGUGACUGUGCAGAUAUUAAUGAGUGCGCCAAUUCAACUAUCUGCGGAGAAAAUGCCAUUUGUGAGAAUCUGAUUGGCUCUUACCGAUGUACAUGUAACUGGGGUCAUGAAAUGUCCAGCGAGGGACAAAAUUGUGUGGAUAUAGAUGAGUGUUUGGAAUAUGGGGAUUCCAUCUGUGGAUCUAUGAGAUGCCAGAACACACCAGGAUCCUACAAGUGUAUAAGUGACUGUGAGCCUGGCUAUCAGCUAUCUUUAUCAGGGGACUGCACAGAUAUCAACGAAUGUCUAAAUAAAAGUGUCUGUGGGGGACAUGCACUAGUGGGAUCCUACCAAUGCCUUUGUGACCGGGGCUUUGAGGGGGAGAGGGGCGAUCUGCACUGUGUGGAUGUGAAUGAAUGUGAGACUCUACAAGGUGUGUGCGGGACAGCUCUUUGUGAAAACGUAGAAGGAUCCUUCCUUUGCAUCUGCCCAAAUAGCAAUGAAGAGUUUGAUCCAAUGUUUGGAAAAUGUAUAAGGAUUGCCGGUGCUGCACGGCCUGCCUUUCCAAGCAGUUCUGGAGCUUCCCGUGUGGACUUUGUACCAACCUCAGGCUUAAAGGAAUGUUACUUCAACCUAGAAGACCCCAAUGUGUGUCAGAAUGUGCUCUCUAGAAAUGUCAGCCAGGGUGAAUGUUGCUGCACUGUUGGCAAAGGUUGGGGUCAGGGCUGCCAAAUUCAAAGGUGCCCCAGCAUGGAAUCAGCUGAAUACCGAAACCUAUGUCCAGAGGGAGUGGGCUUUGUUACAUCAGGACAACAAUACCAAGAUGUUGAUGAAUGCAAGCUGUUUAGUCAAGAAAUAUGUAAAGGAGGAGUCUGUCUCAACAAGUCUCCACUGUUUGCCUGCUACUGCCCUAAUGGAUACUACUAUGAUGUCCAUCGCAUGGAGUGCGUCGAUAAUGAUGAAUGCCAAGAGGAAGAGGUCUGUGAAGGAGGCAUCUGUGUAAACACAGUGGGAUCUUAUUUCUGUACAUGUAACCCUCCACUUGUGCUUGAUUCAUCCCAGCAGAGAUGUGUCACCAAUACCAGCCAAGCCAUAGAUAACAAUAUAGCUUUGUGCUGGCAAGCGGUUGGUGCUGAUUUGGUAUGCAAGCGCCCUCUACUGGACAGACAGACAACAUACACUGAAUGCUGCUGUCUGUAUGGGGAAGCAUGGGGGAUGAGCUGUGCCCUGUGCCCAGCAAGGGACUCAGAUGAUUUUGAAGCCUUGUGUAACGUUCUGAGAACUCCAGGAUAUGGUAGUCCAGGAUCUCCCCCAAUAGACCCUUAUGAAUAUGGGUCAGAAUACGGACCAGGUUAUGGUGUUCCAUAUGGAGCUGACUCGAUUCCCAAUCCCCCUCCUAGAGUGGUAAGACCAGGAUAUGAAGCUUAUCCAGCACCUCCUGGAGUAGGAUUUGGCCAACGUUCACCAGUUCCCUAUAGUCCUCGGGACUCAGUGUACAGCCUUCCUCCUUACGAUUCUCCCGACUUUGAGUCUGAUAUUUCCUAUCCAGACUCUGGUUUAGAUGAACCAAGACCACCCUUCCGAAGACCAGAAACUCCAUAUGAUCCACGUCUGCAACCAUCUCCACCACGCUCCAGGCCCAGGAGUCCUACCUCUUCUAGGGUAGGAUUAGAAGAUGGGCGCCGACCUCAGCCAUGGCGACCUGGAGGUCGUGAUUUAGACAGCUGGAGAGGAGGCCUGAGAGAGGCAUAUGAUGACCGCUAUGAACAAUUUGAAGGACUACAAGCUGAGGAGUGUGGUAUUCUCAAUGGCUGCGAAAAUGGGCGUUGUAUCAGAGUUCCUGAAGGCUACACCUGUGACUGUUACGAUGGGUACAGGCUGGACAUGACAAGAAUGGCAUGCAUUGAUAUAAAUGAAUGUGAUGAAGCUGAGGAUCUUUCUCUGUUGUGCCUGAAUGGGCAGUGCCGUAACACCGAUGGCUCGUACGAGUGUACCUGUCCCCGUGGAUUUGUCUUGUCCCAACAGCACUACUGUGUCCCUUCCCAAGAAUAAAAUCCUCUCCACCCACUCCUAGGAGAACCAAAGACUUCCUGCAGGGGUUUAUUCUAUGUCCACAUAAUUGUGGGGACCAGGGGAUUGCAUGGAAAAACCAGAGAAAGAUAUUUAUUUGUCUGUAUAUAUUGCCAAGCGACUAAUGGUCUCUUUAGUGCAGUCAGUGGUGGGCAUUGCAACCCCUGAAAGUUUUUUUUUUCUUUUUUAAAACCUUCAUCUAUAUACUAUUUUACAUGUAACAUGUGGGGCCUUGUCCUCCCAUGUGUUGCCCACUGAUGUUUAUUUUCUGUCUUAAGGACAUUGGAAAUGAGAGAAAAUGUUAUAUUUUACAGUCUAGCAGCUAGCAAGCUUAUAUAAUGCUCCAUAAAUGCAAG